Ailuropoda melanoleuca (giant panda) is the source of this 1603-nucleotide messenger RNA. It is a transcript of the gene GP1BB, whose product is annotated as glycoprotein Ib platelet subunit beta. Lineage: Eukaryota; Metazoa; Chordata; Mammalia; Carnivora; Ursidae. The record is from RefSeq and is a predicted model, not a curated record.
AAAACAAGCCAGAAUAGGAGAGAAGAUCCCCAGCAUCCCGGGCCUAUUUCCCCACCCCAGUGCUGCAGAAUGGACGUGGGAGCCCUCACAUGCCCACUCCCUUGGGCCACCCAGCUUUUGCGGAGACCUCACUUUGUGCCGAGGUGGGCCAGGUCCUUCCUUACCUCCUCACCCCCUCACCGGGUAGCUCAGUGGGCAGGUUGGGCAACAGAAGCACUCAUGAUCCCUCCAGACCAAAGGAGGGCACCUGGCCGCAGGCAAGGAUUUCAUGGGGCUUGUGGGGCUGGGAUGCCUGUGAUCGCCUAUGCUCCUCACCCAUGGCUGUGGCCUGGCCUGAGGGCUCCAGGAGCAGUGGGUGGUGGGCAACCUGGCAACCCCCUAUCCCUAGACUGCCAUUCCCUGCCUGUGGCUGGAGGUCCCUCCUUCCUAGCAGCACUGUUGCCCUGGGUUCCCUAGCCCAUCCCGCACCCCUACCCCCACCCCCAGCAUGAUACCUUCCUCCAAACCCCACUCUCCAAUUUUGUUCAGUUGUGAAUGCUGCGUCCUGUCCUGGUGACAGGAGAACAAUGUUGGUGAAGUCGCAGCGGUGUCAGAGUGAUUCGUGCACCCCUGGGAGUUUGUGGGGGCGGAAGCCCUGGCGGCCUGCGGGCCCUGGUGAUAGCGCUGUAUCUGGGGCCGCAGCGCCUGUCCGCUCGGCCUCCUUCGGGUUAUUUCUGGCGGAUGGCUGCUCUGUGGUCGGUUUGGCGGGGGCUCUGGGGCCUGGCAGGGGCGGGGCGGCCUUAUCGCCUGGCUCGCCAGCCAAGGCUUCGCGCUCCAGAGCAAGCCGGGUCACCAUCCUCUCACCAUGGGCUCCGGGCCGCGAGGGGCGCUGAGCCUGCUGCUCCUGUUGCUAGCGCCGCCCAGCCGCCCGGCCGCGGGCUGCCCGGCGCCGUGUGACUGCGCGGGGACGCGCGUGGAUUGCGGGCGCCGCGGGCUGACGUGGGCCUCGCUGCCCGCCGCCUUCCCGCUGGACACGACCGAACUGGUGCUGACGGGCAACAAUCUGACGGCGCUGCCGCCGGGACUGCUGGACGCGCUGCCCGCGCUGCGCACCGCGCACCUGGGGGCCAAUCCCUGGCGCUGCGACUGCCACCUGGUGCCGCUGCGCGCCUGGCUGGCCGGUCAGCCGGAGCGCGCGCCCUACCGCGAGCUGCGCUGCUCCGCGCCCCCCGCCCUGAGCGGCCGCCUGCUGCCCUACCUGGCGGAGGACGAGCUGCGCGCAGCCUGUGCGCCGGGCGCGCUCUGCUGGGGGGCGCUGGCGGCGCAGCUGCUGCUGCUCGGCCUCGGGCUGCUGCACGCGCUGCUGCUGCUGCUGCUGCUGUGCCGCCUGCGCCGGAUGCGAGCCCGCGCCCGCGCCGCGCACCCGUUGUCGCUGACCUCCCCGCUGGUGGCGGAGCCGGCUGGAGUCAGCGAGUCCUGAGACGAGUCCCGAGACGCGCCGAGCGACGCGGGCGCGCCGAGCCGAAGGAACCCUCCCCCGUGGGGACCCUCGCGCUGACCGGGACCGGGUCCCGUCCUCCGCCUGGGCACAAUUUCCGAGACCACGCCAAACCCCUGCGGGCCC